Molecule: messenger RNA, 2072 nt
Organism: Dioscorea cayenensis subsp. rotundata (Guinea yam)
Lineage: Eukaryota; Viridiplantae; Streptophyta; Magnoliopsida; Dioscoreales; Dioscoreaceae
Product: calcium-dependent protein kinase 1-like
Biological process (GO): protein autophosphorylation; peptidyl-serine phosphorylation; intracellular signal transduction
Cellular component (GO): nucleus; cytoplasm
Molecular function (GO): calmodulin binding; calcium/calmodulin-dependent protein kinase activity; ATP binding
Source: RefSeq, a predicted model, not a curated record
CCCCAUUUACUCGCUCUCUCUUUUUUCUCUCUGUGCUGACUUUCGAGUCUCCAACCCGACUCAUCCAUCACUUCUUCCCAAAUGGGCAACUGCAACGGCCUCCCGUCGGCCUCCGGACAACCUCCGGCCACCGGAUCCACUGCCGGACCUCCCGACCGUCCUCCUCCUCCUCCUCCAGCUCCCACCAAUGGUUCCAUCACCGUCCUCCCCUCCGCCAAGCCAUCCCCACCUCCUGCCCCCCGCCCGAUGUACGGCCGUGUUCUUGGCCGUCCGAUCUCCGAUGUUCGCGAGUUCUACACCUUCGGCCGUGAGCUUGGUCGUGGCCAGUUUGGCGUCACGUACUUGGCCACCGAUCGGCGGACGGGCGAGCGGCUUGCCUGCAAGUCGAUCGCCACGAGGAAGCUCGUCAACCGUGAUGACAUCGAGGAUGUGCGGCGCGAGGUGCAGAUCAUGCACCAUCUGACCGGCCACCGCAACAUCGUCGAGCUGAAGGGAGCGUACGAGGACCGGCACUCGGUGCACUUGGUGAUGGAGCUCUGCGAGGGUGGGGAGCUCUUUGAUAGAUUAUCACUAAAGGGCCACUACUCGGAGCGAGCUGCCGCUGCGCUGUGCCGUGAGAUCGUCACUGUUGUGCAUAACUGUCACUCCAUGGGGGUCAUGCAUCGGGACCUCAAGCCGGAGAACUUUUUGUUUCUUAGCAAAGAUGAGAACUCUCCGCUCAAGGCCACGGACUUUGGUCUUUCCGUUUUCUUCAAGCCUGGAGAUGUAUUCAAAGACCUUGUUGGCAGUGCAUAUUAUGUUGCUCCUGAGGUAUUGAGGCGGAAUUAUGGUGCAGAGGCUGAUAUUUGGAGUGCUGGUGUUAUACUUUAUAUCCUUCUUUGUGGUGUUCCUCCUUUUUGGGCUGAGAAUGAACAGGGUAUAUUUGAUGCUGUUUUACGUGGCCAUAUUGAUUUCUCAUCUGAUCCUUGGCCUUCCAUAUCAAGUGGAGCAAAAGAACUUGUUAAAAAGAUGCUUCGGCAAGAUCCAAAAGAGAGGCUUUCUGCGGUUGAAAUUUUGAAUCAUCCAUGGGUUCGAGAAGAUGGUGAUGCUUCUGAUAAGCCAAUUGAUAUCACGGUCUUGAGCAGAAUGAAGCAGUUUAGGGCCAUGAAUAAACUUAAGAAAGUGGCGUUGAAGGUAAUUGCGGAAAAUCUUUCUGAGGAGGAAAUCAUCGGUUUGAAAGAAAUGUUCAAAUCUAUGGAUACUGACAAUAGUGGAACAAUAACUUUUGAGGAACUAAAAGCUGGUCUGCCAAAAUUAGGCAGCAAGCUUUCAGAAUCUGAAGUUCGACAACUGAUGGAAGCGGCUGAUGUGGAUGGAAAUGGGACCAUUGACUAUCUUGAGUUUAUAACAGCCACGAUGCACAUGAACAGAAUGGAAAAAGAGGACCAUUUAUACAAGGCUUUUGAGUAUUUUGACAAGGAUAAGAGCGGUUACAUCACAAUGGAGGAGUUAGAGCAAGCUCUCAAGGAGUACAACAUGGGUGAUGAGAAAACAAUAAAAGAGAUCAUUGCAGAAGUUGACUCAGAUCACGAUGGACGGAUAAACUAUGAUGAAUUUGUAGCAAUGAUGAGGAAAGGUAACCCGGAAAUGGUUCCUAACCGUAGACGCAAAUAGUAUCAGCGUCCAUUUUCUCUUGUUUGUUUGUGGAGCAUAUCAAGCAGAUAAAAUUUUCUCAAACCCAUGAAUGUAAAAAGACGGUCAGCUGAGAAUACAUAUCCAUCUUGAGCAGCAUUUCAUCCUCUGUAGUUGAAGAACUGAACCGUGGUUGAAGACUUCUGUUCUCCGGGAAAAGUUUCUACUACAAAUAUGAGUUGCAUGCAAUGUUGCUGGUGUGUGAUUGUUCUCCAUUUUCUAUACUGAAAACUAUGGCCGAUACUCUUCGAUGAGACCUAUGUUUCUUUGUACAUUAGUUUUUUUCUUAAUCUGUGGCAUCAGAAACUGUGAUAUUUUCAAAUCGAAUGCAGAUGAGAAUGUAAUUUCCUCUAUCACUUGAAGUUUGAUAUAUGGGCAUGGGUUUUGUUUGAUUGUGUUUC